CAACAGCUGAUCUGCGGCGGGUGGAGGGGGGAGGGACACCUGCGCUUGAUUUCGGAGUGACAGUUGGUGCUUGUGGUUGUGGUGCUGCGAUUUGAUUGUUUGUUUACGAUUGAUUGAUUGAUGGAGUGAAGAUGAAGAUAAAUGAGAAGAAUAUGGUGGCGUUCGCCAUCUCGGCGACGCCUGUGGACAGGGAGGGAUGGUUGAGCAAGCGGGGAGAGGUCAACAGGGGGUACCAGAGGCGGUGGUUCGUCCUGAAGGGGAACAUCCUCUUCUACUUCGAUCGCCGAGGGGACAAGGAGCCCGUGGGGAUGAUUGUCCUGGAGGGGUGCACCAUCGAACUGGCGGAGGCUGAGGAGCAGUUCGGCUUCAAGAUCGUUUUUCAUGGGCCUAACAACAGGAGCUACGUCCUGGGAGCUGAAUCUCAGGACUCGAUGGAGCAGUGGAUGAAAGCCCUAGCCUGCGCGAGCUACGACUACAUGAAACUCAUGGUAGCUGAGUUGCAAAGACAACUGGACGCAGCUGAGGAAGAGGCAGCCCAACCUGAAGAGGCUCAAGCCCCAGACCUCCCAAGGGCACCACCUAGAACCCGUCACAAUCCCUUCAACAGACCCGACUCGUCCUACCAGAGGUCUCAAAGCGUGAGAUCAGCCCCAGGGAGGACAGAAAACAUACCUAGAACUAAAGUAACAUUUAAGGAGCUGCACACAGCGUAUGGUAGACGAAUCCUAGCUGAUAUCAAUGAGUGGAGAUAUGCCAAGAGAAAUGCCGAAGCUCCACUUAUAACGCUCUAAAUCAUUAAAACAAGCCAAAUCAAUUUUGCCCAGUUUAAAGUUCAAUUAUUGCUAAAUACUUUGAAAUCUAAGAAAGACAUUUAUGAAAAAAAAGCUGCAAUAAAAUUCCGCUCUCUCUUCUUUUUUACCUCCCUAACAAUCCACAAAUAACAUGUAAUGAAUAAAUUCUCCAAAGAUUGAUUGUAAUACUCCACAACAUAAAUAAA
This is a messenger RNA of Diachasma alloeum, 997 nucleotides long. RefSeq names its product sesquipedalian-1. Gene Ontology annotation, biological process: retrograde transport, endosome to Golgi; endosome organization; receptor recycling. Bases 132 to 791 code for a protein of 219 amino acids. The transcript has 2 exons. The record is from RefSeq and is a predicted model, not a curated record. Lineage: Eukaryota; Metazoa; Arthropoda; Insecta; Hymenoptera; Braconidae. Gene Ontology annotation, cellular component: early endosome; trans-Golgi network; recycling endosome.